AUGUCUACAGCAGAUACUCCUACGGUUGAGAGCAUUCUUAUCUAUCCUAUAAAGUCUUGUCAUUAUAUACAAUUGCAAGAGUGCGAAGUUGACAAUUUGGGUCUGAAAUAUGAUCGUCGGUUUAUGAUUGUUUAUGAAGACACCAAUCACUUUGUUACUCAGAGGAAAUUUGCAUCUCUGACGUUGCUUAAGCCGCUCAUUGACGAACAGCAAAAUACACUGACUUUAACAGCCGAUGGACAAAAAAGUUUUACUUUACCUUUGAAACCCGAAAUUAAAGAUUUAGACAAAAGGGUUGUCAAAUUAUGGAAAGAUAAGUUAACAGUUUACGAUAUGGGCGAUGAAGCAGCUGUAUGGAUUACGCAGUUCAUUAGCAAUCAUAGGCAGCAUGAUUUGGAAAAUAGUCAUAAUCCAGAUGAUCCUGUGAACGUGGAUGAACCUGUGAGACCCGUUCGCUUGGUUACGCUGGAUGAUCCAAAAAACGGUGUCUAUUAUCGUCCGGCUCAUCCAAAGCUUAAUGGUCCUCAGUCAGCCUUUGCAGACUGGUCACCUAUUUCAUUUGGGUUUUCUAGUAGUUUAAAGGAUGUGAAUCGUGGAUUAAAGGAAACGGGUAUUAGUAAGGGGCAUACUAUCCCUAUGAAUCGGUUUAGGAAUAAUAUCACUAUUUCAGGAACCGUUGCUUGGGAGGAAGAUCAAUGGCUGGUUGCAAAGGUUGGAGAAGUAACAGUUUACAUCGUUCGACCAAUUGCACGGUGUACAGUUCCGGGCAUUGAUCAGGAUACUGGUGUGAAAGACACAUGGGAUGGCAAAGGACCCACUGACUAUUUAAAAUUAAGGCGGCAAUUCGUUGAUGAGCCCAACCAAGGGCAGUUUUGUUGCGAUGUCAUCCCACUGACUUCGGGAAAAAUACGUGUUGGUGACAAAGUAAAAGUACUGGAGCGAAUUCCUGAAGAAUAUAAACAGGAGUCUUUACCGCCUUUGGCUUAA
Mycotypha africana is the source of this 987-nucleotide messenger RNA. Its product is annotated as MOSC N-terminal beta barrel domain-containing protein. The record is from RefSeq and is a predicted model, not a curated record. Bases 1 to 987 code for a protein of 328 amino acids. Gene Ontology annotation, molecular function: molybdenum ion binding; catalytic activity; pyridoxal phosphate binding. The transcript has 4 exons. Lineage: Eukaryota; Fungi; Mucoromycota; Mucoromycetes; Mucorales; Mycotyphaceae.